Messenger RNA from Candidula unifasciata, 219 nucleotides. NCBI's taxonomy places the organism in Eukaryota, Metazoa, Mollusca, Gastropoda, Stylommatophora, Geomitridae. The record is from the annotation of a GenBank genome assembly.
AUGGAGCAAACUUUACAACCCCAGACACCCCGAUCCUGGCCUGCGUUGGUCGGAAAGACAUUUGACGAGGCUGUGAGGUUGAUCAAACAGGAGAAUCCCGACCUGAAUGUAGAGAAAGUGGCCGAAGGAUCGAUGACUACAAUGGAUUACAGAAUUGACAGAGUUCGAGUGUUUGUCAACGAGGAGGGCGUGGUCGUCAGCCCGCCUACAACUGGUUAA